GAAGGAACUGAAUACACCGAAAAAAGAAGACAGCUGCAUGGUCCUUUAUCAGAUCCUGAAGAAGCUUUAGAUGUUGGUAUUGUAACAGAGACUGGGAAUGAAAAUAUUAAGCCUUCUAUCAUUAAAAAGCUGAAAUUUCGGUCUGUUUUGGAGGGGGAGGUAACUGCUUUUAGAUGUAAGCUAGUUGCAAGACCAGCUCCCACAAUAUUAUGGUUUCAUAAUAACAGACAGAUUCAAAAGGAGCACCGUCGUAGAAUACAUACAGUGAGUAAAAUGCAUGUGCACUUAACAAGUUUGACAAUCAAUGAUAUUAUAGAUAAAGACUCAGGGAGUUACAAAGUAAUGGCAAUUAAUACAGAGGGAUCGGCAGAAUCCACAGCAUCACUUCUUGUGUCAUUAAGAGAGGAGCAAGAUGCCAAUUAUGUAAGUCUGUCCAGACGUUCAAACAAAUCCCACUCAAGCUUAGAUUCAUUACUUGAUCAAACAAAGGAGAGAGCGUUCAGAGUAGACCUUAGAUGCGUUGGUUCACCUUUUGACAAAAAAGCUAAGGGACAACCAAGAGGGCGUGUAAGACCUAAGAGUGCUCUGUACCGCACAAUGUAUUUCCGGACUGCAUCCCCAUCAAGAGCGCCUGAAAAGGGCAGUAAGCUGGAAACAGCUUCGGAACGUGCUCGUUCCCCUCCCCCUAUGUUUGAAAGACACGAGCAAUUCAGUGACCGCUACAGUGACAUUUACUGUGACAGAUUUACAGGUCAUGACCGGUACAGUGAUAGGUUCAGUGAUAAACUCAGUGAUAGAUGCAGUGAUCGGUACAGUGAUAGAUUUAGUGACACAGACAGUCUUCAUGGAGAGGUUAGAGCAAAGCUCACUCUCCUGCAAAAAGCUGUUAAACAGAAAAAGAGGCUUUCCAUAUCUACAAUGUCCUCUUCUGAGUUUGAUCUGGAGUCAGUCACGAGUGAGCCGAGUUACACAGAUUAUGCGGAAAGGCUCAGAGCUAAGCCGGUCUCAUUGCCAGAGGUCCAGCAUGUUGUUCGGCCAAGUGAACAAGGUGAGGGUACUGUGAGUAGAUAUUCAGCAGAUUUUCAGAAUAGGCUGGAAAGAAUUACUGGACUUGGAGCACAGACUGUUGAACCCCCACAGCCAAGAGCAAAGCACUCCUUUGAGCCUCAGUCCAGAGCCAGGGCGAUACAAAUGAUGAGAGGUGAGCUCCCUCUAGUGGAGGUCAAAAGUAAGGAAACUAAAGUUGGUGCAUCUGAAAUAAAAACGGAUGAGGCUGUUGUGUUAAAAGAAGAGGCAGUGAAGGAAGAAGAAUAUGAACAUUUGGCUGGUAGAGAUGAUGCUAAUCUUAGACAGUGGGACGAGGAAACCAAGAUGAAGGCAAAGGAACCUUUUGUGUUGCAGUGGCUUGAGGCAGGUGAAGCCUCCCAAACUACUAAAGAGGUUAAAACAUUACAUGAGGAGAGUGCAUUCAAAGCAUCAUCAAGGACAAAAGUAGUGAAAGAAACAUUCCUUAGUGAUGAUGUUCCACAAGAUGAUGGUAAAAACAUUCCCAUCCAAAAGGUACAGCCAAGAGGAAUGCCUAUGGAGAAUAUCCUUGAGAAAAACUUAGAAAGCCAGUGUUUAGAGAGUGAAGAUCAGUUCUUGGCUCAGCGCAUUGGAAAAUGGCAAGAAGAUGUGCAGUUAGAUCGACCAAAAGUAUCUGAAUGGUCUGAAGCAAGAGACUCCCAUACUUAUAAACCUGAAGAUAAAAUACAUAAACCAGCAACAAAAACCUGUACACCCUUAGUUCAUAGUGAGUUGGGUUUUUUGCAAGAAAAAAUUGCAUUACAACAUGAGAGUGCAGAUGUAAUAAGUGGAAAAGAGACACAACAAGAUUGCACAGAAGCUGUGGUAUCUGAUUGGUCUAAAGAGAAAGCACGUGAUAUUCAUAAACCCGAAGCAGAACUUGCAAAGGUGAAAACUCAAACAGAUUCUCAAACAGCCACAAAGAUUUCAAGAUCCUCAUCCAAAGAAAAAAUCUUAAGUGAGCAUGUAGCGCAAAGAGAUAAGAGAUUACGAGAAGAAAUGCCUGAGUUAAAAAGUGAGAGUGUGCCGUUAGUGGGUAUGGGAGAAGCCAUAACGCACCAAGCAAUGAAACUGCAACAGGAACACACAAAGACUGUUACACCAGAGUGGUCUAAGGAGAAACCAUAUAAACCUGAGUUUGAAACAUACAGAAAAGAACCUGCACAAGUAAUUGAGAAAGAGUCAUCAUUCACAAAGGUUUUGACCACAGAAAAGCCUCCAAGUGGGAGUGAAACACCGAGUGAACAUUUUUUGUCACAAGAACAAAGAGCAAUGAAACAUAAGACUGAACAAUUGGUGAGCGAGGAGGACAUCUUAAUCCAACCAGCAAGGAAAUGGAAACAGUGUCAAGAAGAACCAGAAAAAGCAUCUCAUUUCCACAGAUCUGGAGAUGAAAUGUAUAAAGAACCAAGGAUCAGUCAGAGAGAUUCUUCAUUUACAAAAGUUGCAAGAUCACCAAAAGAAAAGCGUCUAAGUGAACGGAUGUCUCAGAAAGAGUUGCAUUUAUCACGCGAGAGGAUUAAUGAGUUAACAAAUGAAAGUGACCGCUAUAUUAGUGAAGAGGAGGCCUUGACUCAACGAAUAAUGAAAUGGCAGCAGGAUGUUUUAAGUGAGCAAGAGCAUGCAGUUGCCUUGGAGCCUGAGUGGGCUGCUGUUAUGGAGAGUCCUAAGGAAACUACAGCACACAAAGAUGUUGAGUUACCCGAAAAGAGUCAGUCAUUGUCGAAAAGAACACCAAAGGAGAUGUUUUUCACUGAUGUUUCCACACAAGGCUAUGGGGUGGACAGUUCUAAAAUCCAGCUUGAGGGUAUUUCUCGUGAAGACAAUGAAAAGUUGCGAACCGAAAGUGACUAUCUUGUCAGUGAGGAGGAGGCAUUAGCCACACGCAUAAAAAAAUGGCAGCAAGACAUUCUGUCAGAACAAGAGCAAGAGGAAAAUGUUGAGUUAGAAUCUAAUUGGACCUUGGCUGAGCAUUUGCAACCCUCGACUCAAAAAACUGAUGCCGUUUUAGAAACCAGCAGGAUGCCUAGAUUAGAUUCUCAGUUCAGAGGAAUGCAAACUUUACUUACUGAUGAAACCAGUGCUCAUGCUGUUCGUAGUGACUUGCCUCAACAUGACAUUGAGAAAGUGACUGAAGGCCAGUAUGCUGCCUGUGAUAAAGUUGCAGGUCAGGCUCGUCAUGGUGCAGCAAAAGAUGUAACAGUGCUCUUAGAACAAGAAACUACUACUUUCAAACCAAAAAAGGUUGUUGAGAGCACUGUGAAAUCUGGUGCACCAGUUUUUGUCACAACAUUAGUGCCAAAUAUUGAAGUAAGAAGAGGGGAAAUGACCGAAUUAAAAUGCCAGUUUUAUGGAGACCCACAGCCUUCUGUUUCCUGGCUUAAGGAUGGACAGCCUAUAAUAAGAGAUCCAGACUUUGAUGUACGUAUCAGAGCCAAUUCCUCAACGCUGACUAUUUAUUAUCCAACAUAUGAUCACCAGGGCGUAUUUGCUUGUAAUAUCUCAAACAAAUAUGGAAAAGCGAGUACCUCUUGCACACUUAAAGUAGCUGAUGAUGAGCAUAAGAUCUGGCCUGAAACAACUCAAGAAGUUACAGUGACACAAGAAUCAGAACUGUCUGAAGAACAAAUGAUGGAGGAAGAACUUGAGUCAUUCCUAGCUCCUGGUCUUGACAAAAAAUAUACAUUGCAGGUACCGCAGGCAGUCAUCCAUGUUCCUCGCACCUCUGACGACUCCAUUCACUCAUCUCCAGUAGAAAUCAGGAUAACUGCUCCAACACCAGUGUUAGAUAUUAGUGAGGAGGUGACAGACACAGUUGAGCCUAGUGAAAAGAUAGCUGGGGCUCCAUCUGAUGAAAACACAUCUCAAACUUUGAAGCACAAGUUUACAUUUUCCUUUGAUGAUGUUGGUGAGGUACCCAAGAUUUUUAGAGAGCUAGAGAAGAUAAGCUGCUCAGAUGGACAAACAGUCAUGCUUGAAUGCAUAAUACUUGGCGAACCAGCACCUAAUGUCAUAUGGUCGCAUGAUGACAUUGCUCUCGAUCCCUUGAAUACAGACAAAUACAAGUUUGAAGAGCAUGACAAAAGCUACCGGCUUUACAUUUAUAAUUUUACUUAUCUUGAUGUGGGAACUUACAGAUGCACUGCCACAAACAAGCACGGACAAGUUGAAAGUGUAGCCAAUGUGUCCUUUGAUUCCACAGCAUUAGACUCUGGAUUUUCGUCUCUUGCAACACUAGAAAUGGGUGAGCAGGCAAGAUCACUUGGAUUUUCAACUGACAAUACUCCCACAGUUAGAGCAAAAACAUUCUCAGGUCCUUCAUCUGUACUGACUAAAAAGGGUGAAGAGGGUGUCUAUAAGAUUAGAGAUCAGUCCACGGCAGGUGAAGACACUACUCAGUUUUCUGUGAAGCGUUUCACUUUUGAUCCUGUGCAGUUGCAAGGUGCUAGCAAGUCCGAUGAACCUCUUAUCUUGCAAAAGGAUGUACCGAAAGUCCCACGUGUUAAGCAAGGUGCUGUGUCUGAUGUACCCCUUAUAACUGGUUGUGGUUUGCAGUCUUCAGGGGCAGAGGUGAAAGUAUCCAGAUUAAAAAAGGCAUUUGAGAGACCAGAGUCUCCCACAGUAGAGCCAGAAGAUAUAACUGUAGAAUCAACUGUAGAAUCUGCAUACCCUAUGGAGGACAUUCCAGAAGUUGCACUUGAUAUUAAACAGUCUGGAAAAGGACUAACCUCUUCAUUGCAACCUAGAGAGAGUGAUAUAACAGAGCUUACUUCUUUAGUUCCAGGCAAGGCAUCCCCAGGAAGAAUUGCCCUAGAUGUUACAGAGACAGCCUUUGUGGAGAAUGUCGCACAGUCCAUUGAAGGAAAAUCAGUGAGGGACAGGUCAUUUGCAGAUCCAGCAUCCAGUGAGUUGCAUCAUUUUGUCCCCCUUGCAAAAGUCACUGAGAUUCAGCAGUCUCCUACUUUAAUAAGACCUCAGGCUAUAUUACCUGAGGAAAUGAGGACCUUAACUGGCAGUGCUAGUAACCCUAGAACAAAAGACAGUGCAGUAGAAGAAGUGAUUAAAAAGGGAAGUGAAGGAGCCUUUGUUAGACCAGGCGUUAGUCAUAUCAAGGAAGCUGCUGCUUCAACUCAAGAAAUCUUACCGGAAAUAAAGGGAUAUGCGGUUUCAUCAAAAUCUAGCACAGUUAGCAUUCAGGGUGCUGAAAUGGAUUUCAGAAAGAUGGCAAGUACUGAUUUAGGCCAAAAAGUCAUAGAAAGAGGUGCUUUGAGUGAAGUGUCAGACAUAUCAAAACCAAAAAGUGAAGGUGCCUCAAAACUAACUGCUCAAGACUUUAUAACGGGAGGUCCACAAAAACAACAGCAAAAAGUUGCCAGACUAGGUGCUGCUGGUGUUAGCAAACUUGAGGAGGAAGAGGUAACCUUUAGUGCUGUUUAUGACUAUUAUAACCCACCAUCUGACUGGGGAAGGCCCUUGUCUCCAGAAUCUGAGAUGUCUAUUGAAAUUGGAAGCACGUUCAGCGAGGAGAUGGCAGAAGUUGAGCGAUUCUACACUCCAGCUUCAUCCACUGAAAUUUCCCAAUUUCCUAAAUCACCUGAAUCUUUCCACACCUCUACUGAGACCCCAGGUGGUAUUAUGACACCCCCUGAGUAUCCAUUUUCUCCUGUGGAACACAAGAGACCCCCAAGCAGCUCCAGUGAUGGAUUAUAUUCUGAUAAGUUUCUUAGAUCCCCGGAUGAUGAAGGUAUUGAAACAACUCCCCCUGUUUUUACUAUUGAUGAGAGCAUGAUUCUUCAAGAAGGCCGUGGUUUAUUAGGCUUGGGGGCCCUUCAGGAGAAGGUACAAGGAAUUCCUCCAGCCUUUCUUAAACCUCUUACCAAGAGAAGAGUGUAUGAAGGUGACACAUUACGAUUCUGUGCUGAAGUAUUUGGACUGCCAUCUCCAGAGGUAAAAUGGUUCCAAAACAAAACUCAGCUUGUUCCAGAUGACAGAACUAGCAUUGAAAGAGAUGGUGAUAACAUAGCAUUGGAAAUUCAGAACAUAGCAAAAGGUGAUCAAGGGGAGUAUAUCUGUGAAGCAGUUAAUUAUGUUGGUGAAGCAAAAAGUGUUGCUCUGGUUGUGGUGAUAUCUCAAGAGGCAAGGAUGAUACCAGCACCACCUGCAGUCACCCAUCAGCAUGUGAUUGAAUUUGAUGUUGAGGAGGAUGAGGAUUCAUCAAGAUCUCCUUCCCCACAAGAGAUUUUAUUAGAGGUUGAACUGGAUGAGAAUGAAGUGAAGGAGUUUGAGAAACAAGUGAAAAUUGUCACUAUCCCAGAAUACACAGCCGACAACAAAAGUAUGAUUAUUUCUCUCGAUGUUCUUCCAAGCGUGUAUGAGGAAGGCGCCAUUGAUUUUAUAACACAAGAAAGUGAUGACUUGAAAAUAGCAUUUGAGGUUACAGAGAUGCCACCGCGUUUCAUCAACCCAAUAUGUGACAUAGAGACACCUGAAAAUACAACGGUAAUGUUCGAAUGCUCUCUGAUGGGAAUCCCUUCACCAGUAGUGUCAUGGUUUAAAGGAAAUAUGAAGAUCCCCCAUGAUAAGAAAAAGUACUUUCAUAGCUCUGAUGGUGAUAACCAUUUUCUCAAGAUCCUAAAAGCCAAUACACAUGACAGUGGCAUUUAUACAUGCCGAGCUAUUAAUGUUGUUGGUGAGACACUUUGUAGAGCAACUCUCAUGGUAUUGAAUCCACAAGCAUAUUCAGGAAAAGCUAGGGGGAGAGAACUCACUGCUGUGUCUCUAGGCAGUGCCAAAGUUCAGCCCCAGAAGUUUGAUUUGGUUGUUGGAAAUUCAUCGUUUGAUGGCGAACAAACAUCAGAAAUUGAGCUUGAGUUUGAGUUCCAACAGGAAGCCGAUGAGUCUCAGAAAGCUGUGAGACUGGUAGCCAUGACUGAUAAUGAGGUGAGUGAGCAGGGAGAGAAAUACGUUAGCAUCAACUUUGACGUCUUUGCCGAGCCCUCAAAAGAAGAUAAGAUAGAAUUCAAAGGCAAAUCAACAAACAUGUGUACUUUUCAUUUUCAGGUCACUGAAACACCCCCAAAAUGCGUAAUCCCACUGCAGAAUGUCACUGCAGCAGUAGGGACACCAGUUUUGCUUCAGUGUUUAGUGAGUGGAAAACCAAACCCUACAGCAAAAUGGUUCAAAGACGGUGCUCCAAUAACAAAUCCUAGAUACAUCAUCCAGGAAAAAGCUCCAGGGCAUUUCAAUCUGCUUAUAACAAAUGCAGCUCAAAGUGAUGCUGGUGAAUUCAAAUGCGUUAUCCAAAACCAGACGGGCUCUAUUGAAACAAUGUCAUUGCUAAAAGUGUUUUAAUUUACCAACAGUUUAUCAAAGUGAUUUUUUUUGCCACAGGACUGCUAUUUUGUAAAGUGUGUCUUUCAUAGAGACAUAGUUGUCACUAUUUUUCAUGUAUUGUAUAUGUAAAUUAUUGUGAUAUUGUGUAUAGUCCUCUGCACAACAUAUGCAACAUGCUUUGAAGCCUAAUCUAUUGUUGCAGGGUUUGUCUCUUGCAGAUAUUUUAUUUAUUAUAGUUACUUAGUUGUGAGUAGAUGUUUCUAAAUUGUUCAUAUUUAUAUACAUGUAGUGUUAAGUGUAAAUUUCUUUUACCUGUUUUUUUUUUUUCUUUUUCUGGGCUAUAUAAUAUUGUGCAUGAACAUUAAUUAGAUUUGUCAAAAGAUUAGAAGCAGAUGUUCAGCCAAAGAAUCUCAUACAAAAGCUUGAACACCCUGGUAAAUUGACAUGUUGAUUUUCUAAGUGAAAAUAACACAUUCGUUACAGAAUCUGCACAUUUAAUACAAAAUCGCUGUUUAUUUACUUAAUUUAACAAAAAAAAAAAUGUGGCCUGUACAAGCGUUAUGGCACAUACAUACUUUUUUUUUUUUUUCAGUAUGUUAAAUGAGUGCACCAUAUUUAAGUUCUUAUUUUCUUACAUCUUUUACCUAAAAAUCACCAAAACAGAAUUUGACUGGGAGUGUUCAAACUUUUGAAUGUAACUCUGAUGACUAGCUGUAGUAAAGAAAUAUUUUCUUCAGGUAAUUAGCCAUUGGCAGUUCUAACACAGAACAUUGACACAGAAUGCCUCACUGAAUGACUCCUUCCCCUCAAAAAUUGCAUCCAGAUCCAUAUAAAUAAUAAAGUUCAAAUAUUACAUUGUCUUAAACUAUCAUUUUGAGUUAUGCUCUAAGAAUAAAAAAUUAAAAUACUGUACUGUACGUCACAGUAACUUGACUAUUGCAUUGCAUGUAGACAGAACAAUAUAAUGUAAAACGAGUUAAAUGAAACAUUUUUGGCUAACACUUUAUUUUACAGUGCUCUUGUUACAGUGUAAAAAACAAUGUAACUACAGUUAACUACCUGCCGAGUAAAGAGUUCAAUCAAAAUUAUGUUUACUCUGUAAAAAUGGUUUGUCCAUUUAACCUAAAAAUGUAUUUAACACAAGUAAAUGUUUUAAACGAACAAAUGUUUUAGUAGUAAGUAUUUAUCUAAGUUGUAUAAAAAGGCUGAAUGGACAAACCACCUUUUGAUAGAACAAAAAUGUAUAGUACAGAUUAAAUCUUUAAAUUAUGACCAUAAAACCUGGCCCAGGCUAUAAUCUCAACAAGUGAUGUUCAUUUAUUUCAACUGGGUUGUGGAAAUUCCUACAAAAUUUGCACUUGUGGGUCAUACUGGAACAGUUAUGGUAGAAGAGACUGUAUUUCUUUUUUUAUCAUUCUCAGCAAUGCAGUGACACUGACGUGGUAAUGGUGUGUUAGUGUGUGUUGUGCUGGUCUGAGGGGAUCAGAUACAGCAGUGCUGCUGGAGUUUUUAAACACUGUGUCCACUCACCGUCCACUCUAUUAGACACUCCUACCUUGUUGGUCCACCUUGUAGAUGUAAAGCCAGAGACAAUAGCUCAUCUGCUGCUGCACAGUUUGUGUUGGUCAUCCUCUAGUCCUUCAUCAGCGGUCACAGGACGCUGUUGGCUGGAUGUUUUUGGUUCUCAGUCCAGCAGCAACACUGAGGUGUUUAAAAAUUCCAGCAGCACCGCUGUGUCUGAUCCACUCGCACCAGUGCAACACACACUAAAACACCACCACCACAUCAGUGUCAUUGCAGUGCUGAGAAUGAGGGCUAACAAAGUAUGCAGAGAAACAGACAGACUACAGUUUGAAACUACAAAGUACACUUAUAUAGUAAGUGGACCUGAUAAAAUGAAAAAAGUGUAGAUACAAGGAGGUGUACUUAGAGAAGUGUCCAGCUGGUGUAUAUGCAGAACAGUAUAACUGCUCACUACUCUUUAUUCAAUAGUUAGUUAAUUAUAGUUUCACUGUUUCUUACACUGCAAUAGUAGCACUCUAAAAUAAAGUGUUACCCCUUUUGCUAUUAUUGUUGUUAGAGUAAAUUAAUCAAUAUUAUUGGUUAUAUUUAAUUGCAUUUACUGCACUCUCUUAUCUUUGUUUCAUUUUGUAUUGAAUGCAUUUGCAGAUUGCUAAGAAUAUCAACACGAGGAUGUCUAACGUUAUUAAAAUUAGUUUGACCUGGAAAAUAAUAAUUAUAAACAUUAUUCAACAGAUUUGAUGUACAAGACUACAUCCUACAGAACAAAUAGUAUAGUGUUACGCAAAGCUCAUUUACAUUGAUUUACAGUGAAACAGUUGUUAUGCAACCAUAUAUUACAUAUUAACAGGUUCACAUUUUUAUGUUACAGACAACACAUUUAAUUAACUGUAAAUAAAAAGUGUUUAAACAGUGUAGUAGCAAUGGGAUCUUGGAAUACCGUAAGCCUGUUUAAUGAACUUUCUUUAAAAGAAAUAGAGAAGUAAUUCAAAAAGAGAGUGGUUUAAGAAGUAAAUAAAUUAGUGUCAGUUCAGUGCAUUUUAUGUAAUUCUGUGUACAUUAGACAAAAAUAAGUCAAUAAAGUUACAACAAAAA
This is a messenger RNA of Colossoma macropomum (tambaqui), 10014 nucleotides long. Its product is annotated as titin-like. The record is from RefSeq and is a predicted model, not a curated record. The transcript has a single exon. Bases 274 to 7416 code for a protein of 2380 amino acids. Gene Ontology annotation, molecular function: protein kinase activity. Lineage: Eukaryota; Metazoa; Chordata; Actinopteri; Characiformes; Serrasalmidae.